Messenger RNA from Fulvia fulva, 954 nucleotides. Its product is annotated as Exosome complex component MTR3. Gene Ontology annotation, biological process: rRNA catabolic process; poly(A)-dependent snoRNA 3'-end processing; nuclear mRNA surveillance. The transcript has a single exon. Bases 1 to 954 code for a protein of 317 amino acids. The record is from RefSeq and is a predicted model, not a curated record. Lineage: Eukaryota; Fungi; Ascomycota; Dothideomycetes; Mycosphaerellales; Mycosphaerellaceae. Gene Ontology annotation, cellular component: cytoplasmic exosome (RNase complex); nucleolus; nuclear exosome (RNase complex).
AUGGCAGCGCUGGGAGACCGACGACGCCUCAACGCACCGGCAGGAGGCACAGCGCCACCAGUCUUCGCCACUGCUCAAGAUUUUCAGAUCGAGCGUCCUUCACGGAGCAGAAACGCAGACGAACAUCGCAAAAUCUUUCUACGAACAGGCGUAGUGCCAUCAGCUAGCGGCAGCGCCUACUACGAGAUCCAACCACAAAUUACAGAUGCCUCAAGCAAGCUCCUUGUACCAUCAUCCUCAAAUCUGAAGAUCUCCUGCACCGUCCAUGGCCCACGACCUUUACCACGAAAUGCAGCAUUCAGUCCCAACCUGCUGCUGACAACACAUGUCAAAUUCGCCCCCUUUGCCACUCGCCAACGACGAGGGUAUGUCAGAGAUGCGAGCGAGCGAGACUUGGGGGUUCAUCUCGAGACUGCGUUACGUGGCGUGAUCAUCGGUGAGCGUUGGCCGAAGAGUGGCUGCGAAGUCAUCAUCACUGUAUUGGAAGGCGAAGAGGAUGGAUGGUGGGGAGACGCUCAAAGUGGAGGCAAAGCUGGAGGAUGGGGUACGAUGAAUGUGCUGGCUGGGUGUAUCACUGUCGCAAGUGCAGCGCUCGCUGAUGCUGGGAUCGAUUGUGUGGAUCUGGUUUCUGGAGGCGUUGCUGCUCUUUCGAGCAAUCGAGGCGAUACGCUACUGGACCCCUCGCAACCUGAGCAGGAUAUCAAGGCUGCUUGUGUAGUGGGCUAUUUGAAAUCGAGAGACGAGAUCACCCAGAUGUGGAUGAAGGGAGAUGCCGGUAUUCACAGCGAAGCGCUCAUUGACAGUGCUGUGAAGGCAGCCGUUUUGACCAGGUCUGUCUUGGCAGAGGCAGUAAAGGAAGCGGCGGAGCUCGAGCUGACAAAGUUGCCUGAUACCACCAAUGGCAAGCCGGUAGAACCAGUCAAGAAACAGAAGGACGUAGUGAUGACUGGGUGA